This is a messenger RNA of Rattus norvegicus (Norway rat), 2638 nucleotides long. RefSeq names its product zinc finger protein 677 (gene Zfp677). The record is from RefSeq and is a predicted model, not a curated record. NCBI's taxonomy places the organism in Eukaryota, Metazoa, Chordata, Mammalia, Rodentia, Muridae.
ACUCGAGUGAUGCCAGGCAAAUUGAGCUAAAAAGACUAAGUCCGAAUGGCGAGUACCCAAUUCCGGAAGGAGCUGCAGGUCUGCAUCCUGCGAGAUCGCGUGGUGCAGAUCUGGGUAUAAAAGACACAAGUUGGGGUCCUGUGGGGACCCAAAAACUACCCUAUGCCGCAGGUGCCGCAUCGGACAUCCUGGGAGAGUCAGCAGUCAGUGGCCCAGCCCGGGAACCGCAGUCAAAGGCCCUGAAACCUCCCAGGGCAGCAAACCAGCUAUCCAUCCUUACUGAAGCAAAUACAAAUAAAAGAAACAGCAAGAAAAGGCUGAUUUUCCUGGAAAUAUGUCUCAGGGUAUGUUGGCAUUCAGAGAUGUGGCUGUGGAAUUUUCCCAAGAGGAGUGGGGAUGCCUGGACUCUGCUCAGAGGGCUUUGUACAUUGAUGUGAUGUUGGAGAAUUACAACAACCUGGUCUCUGUGGAGAACUAUUGCAUACAUGAUACUGUUCAUCAACAUGUGAAUACAGAAAAAGAGUCUUGUCAGUAUAAUGAGCUUGGCAAAAUUCUUCAUGAACACUUCAAAUGUGCACUUUAUAAAACUAGUAUAACUAGAGAAGCCUCUAAAAACCACAGAUGCUGUAAGGUCAGGGAUGCCUCCGUUGACUCAUCAAACCCAGAUCAACAUAAAAGCACAUACAAUGGAGAAGAAAUUUCUAAAUCUAAAGACUGUGAGAAAUCUUUAAAUUUGUGUUCCAACAUUAGACAAGAUCAGAGACUCUACACUACAAAGAAAGAGUACAGACAAAAAAAAUAUGAUGACCAUUUCAGUUCUACAUACAGUUUCAUGCAACAAACUAAUAACUACAUUGGAGAGAAACCAUACCAGUGUGGGAAAUGUGGAAAAUGCUUCAGUACCUCCUCAAAUCUCACUGUACACCAGAGAAUUCAUACCGGAGAGAAACCGUACAAGUGCAACCUUUGUGACAAAUCUUUUUCCCAGAGCACAACUCUUAAAACACAUCAAAGACUUCAUACUGGGGAAAAACCUUACAAAUGCAGAGAAUGUGGAAUGUCAUUUCCUUACUUGUCAUCCCUUAAAGUUCAUCAGAAUUUGCAUCCUGGAGCGAAGCCAUACAAAUGUAAGGAAUGUGACAAAUCCUUUACUAUAAAGUCAACUCUUAUAAAACAUCAGAGAAAUCAUACUGGAGAGAAACCUUACACAUGCAAUGUUUGUGACAGAUCCUUUAGACAAUGUGCAAAUCUUAAAACACACCAAAGACUUCAUACAGGAGAGAAACCUUACAAGUGCAAAGAAUGUGGAAAGUCAUUUACUCAGUCAUCAUCCCUUAAAAAACAUCAGAACUUGCAUACAGGAAAAAAACCUUACAAAUGUGAGGAAUGUGACAGAUCCUUUACUGAGAAGUCAACUCUUACAACCCAUAAAAGAAUUCAUACUGGAAAGAAACCCUACAAGUGCAACAGUUGUGGCAAAUCCUUUAACAGUUGUACAAAUCUUAAAACACAUCAAACACUUCAUACUGGGGAGAAACCUUACAAGUGCAAAGAAUGUGGAAAGUCAUUUCCUUACAUGUCAUCCCUUAAAAUCCAUCAGAAUUUGCAUCCUGGAGAGAAGCCUUAUACAUGUAAGGAAUGUGACAAAUCCUUUACUUUGAAGUCAAGUCUUAGAACACAUCAGAUAAUUCAUACUGGAGAGAAACCCUACAAGUGUAAUGUUUGUGACAAAUCCUUUAACCAAUGUACAAAUCUUAAAACCCAUCAAAGACUUCAUACUGGGGAGAAGCCUUAUAAAUGCAAAGAAUGUGGAAAGUCAUUUCAUUACUGGUCAUCCCUUAAAAGCCAUCAGAGUUUGCAUACUGGAGAGAAGCCUUACAAAUGUAAGGAAUGUGACAAAUCCUUUACUGAGAAGUCAACUCUUAUAAAACAUCAAAGAAUACACACAGGAAAGAAGCUCUACAAGUGCAACAUUUGUAAUAAAUCCUUCACCUGGUGUGCAUCUCUUAAAACACAUAAAAAGUUUCAUAGUGGGGAGAAACCUUACAAAUGCAGAAAAUGUGGAAAGUCUUUUCCUCAAUUAUCAACCCUUAAAAGACAUCAGAAAAUUCAUGAAGACAAGGGACAUACUGGGGAGAAGCUUUACAAAUGUAAUGACUGUGACAGAUCCUAUAUCUACCAUUCGUCAUUUAGAAGGCAUCAGAAAAUUCAUUCUCCAUAGAAAUUAUACAAAUGCAUGGAAUGUGGUAAGUCCUAUAUUAAACUGUCACAACUUAAAAUACAUUAUAAAGUCCAGACUGGAAAGAAACCAUACAAAUGCAUGGACUUUGACAAAUCAUUAAUCAUUCACAUUUUAAAAGACAUCAGAGUAUUCAUUCUGAAAAGAGAGGACUUUACAGAUGCAAGGCAUGUGAUAAAUCUUUUUAUAAUCUCUUGGAGAACAUCAUAAAAUUCAAACUGGGAAGAAAAAUACCAAUUGAAAUAAUGUGACAGAGCAUUUAUCUUAUAUUCUCUGCUUACAAAUCAUAUUAUACAUAAUGUAAACAUAAUGAUGUUUGUGAAAUCCUUAAAAUAGUUUAUAUCAUAAAAGAGUAUCAUAGAGUUUAUAUUUAAAUAAAAUUCUGCAAAUGUGUCUGAA